Brassica rapa (field mustard) is the source of this 2118-nucleotide messenger RNA. Its product is annotated as probable protein phosphatase 2C 34. NCBI's taxonomy places the organism in Eukaryota, Viridiplantae, Streptophyta, Magnoliopsida, Brassicales, Brassicaceae. The record is from RefSeq and is a predicted model, not a curated record. Gene Ontology annotation, biological process: protein dephosphorylation. Gene Ontology annotation, molecular function: protein serine/threonine phosphatase activity.
UCCUCAUCUCUCUCUCUCUCUCUUCUCAUUUCCAUCAUGCAUUCUGAACUUGUUUUGAUUUUUUUCGUACAGUUUGAUUAUAUACUAUGCACUUCGUUCUAAUCACAUUCUGGAUAUAUUCUGGUCUCUGAAUCUUGAAUACAUGAGGAGAUAAACGAAUAUUUCUGAUUUGUUUUUCUCUUCAGAAGUCCCUUUAAUUACUUUAUGAAGAGCUGAUGUAACUCUUUAAGGAACCGAUUAUUUUCUUCCUCCUUAAUUGUCUCUCAAAUUUAAAUAUUUACUUUUACUAAUUUGGAAGGCUAAUUAUUAAAUACAAGCAAAGGGAGCAAAACCAGUGGGUUUGGCAGCAAUCUUGUUUCACAAAAAUAGUAAAAUGGGCAAAGAGAAUAAUAAAGACAAAGUGCUUUUAAGAUGUGAAGGUUUUAUUGCUUAUUUUCCUGGAAAAGUAAAAAAAAAAAAAAAGAGAAAAUCCCAAUCUUGCAACUUGGUUUAUGUGUGUUAAUAAGCUACAGGAUAUGUUUUUCUUAUAAGAUAAAACUCGAUUUGGCUUCAAGUCUGAUCACAUUUCUCAUAUAUUUCUUUAUGAAGAAAUCCAUUUUCUUUUAUCUAAGUUUUAUCGUUCUAGAGAAACUUAGAACUUGUGUGAUUGUCUCAGUGGAAUUCCAUGUCAGACAUGAAUAUUCUAUUACCAUCUCUUGUCUUUUAACUGUUUUAAAAGUCCACAUACUAUCUUGUAUCCCCUGUUUUUCCCCGGGAAAAAGAAUCUCAAAAGCAAAGCUUAGUACUUUUAACACUAUUUUAACUCCCUCUUGCUCUUUGAUUUAAUGCAACUAUCUGAACCUCUAUGUAUAUACCAUACCACCCACAGGUUUCAAGAUCAUAUGGUAGUUUCACCUUCUAGGCAAAAUGGGGCAUUUCUCUUCCAUGUUCAACAGCUUAGCUAGAUCGUUCUCGAACAAGAAAGACAAUAACAAUGGUAAAAGCAACGCGAAGGAAGCCGCAGAUGAAAUGGCGAGAGAGGCCAAGAAGAAGGCGAUGAUUCUGAAGUCCUCUGGUUGUGUUAAUGCAGAUGGAUCCAAUAACUUAGCCUCUGUUUUCUCCAGACGCGGUGAGAAAGGUGUCAAUCAGGACUGUGCUAUCGUCUGGGAGGGAUUUGGAUGUCAAGAAGAGAUGAUCUUCUGUGGGAUAUUCGAUGGACACGGUCCCUGGGGUCAUUUCGUGUCCAAACAAGUCAGAAACUCAAUGCCUAUAUCUCUGCUCUGCAACUGGCAAGAGACUCUAUCUCAGACUACAUUAGUAGAACCCGAAACGGACCAGCGGUUCGCCAUCUGGAAACACUUGUACCUCAAAACAUGUGCAGAUGUCGAUCAAGAGCUUCAGCAUCACCGAAAGAUCGAUACUUUCAAUAGCGGUACAACCGCUCUAACCGUUGUGAGACAGGGUGAAGUUAUUUACGUAGCAAAUGUUGGAGAUUCACGUGCCGUACUGGCCACGGUAUCAGAAGAAGGAAGUCUAACCGCAGUUCAGCUCACAGUCGAUUUCAAACCAAACAUACCACAGGAGGAGGAACGUAUAAUCGGAUGCAACGGGCGAGUAUUCUGCCUUGAAGACGAGCCAGGGGUCCACCGAGUGUGGCAACCAGAAGAGGAAUCUCCAGGGCUGGCAAUGUCGAGAGCAUUCGGAGACUAUUGUAUUAAAGAGUACGGAUUGGUCUCAGUUCCUGAAGUGACUCAAAGACAUAUCUCCACUAGAGACCAGUUUGUAAUAUUGGCCACUGAUGGGGUAUGGGAUGUGAUAUCAAAUGAAGAGGCUAUAGACAUUGUUUCCUCAACCGCAGAGCGGCCAAAGGCGGCUAAGCGGCUGGUGGAGCAAGCAGUUAAGGCGUGGAAUAAGAAGAGACGUGGAAUAGCAAUGGAUGAUAUCUCAGCCGUUUGCCUCUUCUUCCAUUCUUAGUCAUUGUCAUCAUCUCUAACGCAACAUGUUAAGUUAUUAACCCUGCCACAACCUGUAAGUAGGUAAUGGUUUUGGGACCUAGAAAAUGUUGUUGUCAUGUAAAUAGACUUUCACAAGAUCGCACUGAAACUCGUAAAAAUAAGUUACUCCCUUCCCUCCGUUUCA